Messenger RNA from Ostrinia furnacalis (Asian corn borer), 466 nucleotides. RefSeq lists its product as uncharacterized. Bases 16 to 378 code for a protein of 120 amino acids. The record is from RefSeq and is a predicted model, not a curated record. The transcript has 2 exons. NCBI's taxonomy places the organism in Eukaryota, Metazoa, Arthropoda, Insecta, Lepidoptera, Crambidae.
UUUAUAAACGAUAUAAUGGACCACUCAGUUAUCCUAGAAAUAAAUAAAGAAGAAGACAAUGAAUCUCAAAAAGAAAACAAAUGGGUAAAUUGGCAUCCAAAGGAUCUCAAAACAAAGAUGUCAAAUGUUAUAAAAAUAGACAAAGUCUCCAAAGCGAGUGUAACUGGUAGACUGGAUAAGUUAAGUGCAGCCCGAUUGGAACUCGUACAGCUGCAAAUCGAAACUACAAGGCAGCAACAUCAGUUCACAGAAGAUGAACACAGACUGAAAAUGUUGCAUCUUGCUAAUGAUGAGGCAAGAAAGCAAAAAAUUCAUGAAUUGCUUGUACUACAAUUAAAAAAUAACAGUAGCGGACCCGUUUUAAAUGACAUGGUAUAGGGAUACCCAUGCUUACCUAGACAGUCAUUAUAAUAUUGCAUAUUUCUGUACGGUUUAGGUUCCUACCUAAUUAUAAUUAUUAUUAAAA